AUGACGUGGCUGGCCCUCCGAUCAGCCGCCUUUGCGCGGGUGCCAGCUGCAACGACGUGCCGGUCGGGCGCCCGAUUCUACUCCGGCGCAACGACCGGCGCCGGCCGCGUCUCGGACCCGCUCCGGAUCCUCUUCUGCGGCUCGGACAACUUCAGCUGCGCGGCGCUGACCGCGCUGACCGCGGAAGGGAAGCGAAACCCGGAACUGAUUGAGUCGCUGGAAGUCGUUGUUCGGCCGAGCAAGCCGUCGGGGAGAGGGAUGAAAAAUGUUCGUGAGGUUCCGUUGAAGACCCUCGCUCAGCAACUCAGUUUGCCGAUUCACGUGAGAGACACGUUUACCAAGUGGCAGCCACCUAGCGACUUCAAUCUCAUCAUUGCCGUCUCUUUUGGUCUUUUCGUGCCGCCGAGAUUACUCAAGAUGGCAAAGUACGGAGGGUUAAACGUUCACCCAUCACUGCUCCCAGACUUCCGCGGUCCCGCGCCCCUCCAACAUACGCUUCUACAAGGGCGCACGCACACAGGCAUCACGCUUCAGACCCUAGAUCACAAAGACUUUGAUCACGGUGACAUUCUGGCUCAGACGCCGCUUCCAGGCAUCCCGAUCCCGGAAAACUGCAGCACGCAGCAGCUGCUCGACAUUGUCACACCGCCGGCCGCCGAGAUGCUCGUCGACGGUCUACAUCGAGGUCUCCACGUCCCUCCGCACGUGAACGUCGGCUGGAAACAAUCCACCGGGGGGUUCAUGGAGGACUCAUUCGGAGCACCUCCGCACGCGCCGAAGAUCACAAACCACGACCGUUGGAUUGCUUGGUCGAAGUGGACCGCCGACGAAAUUGCGACGCGGCAGCGCGUGCUGGGCGGCGUGUGGUCCUCUGCAAUCAGCCAGACCACGGGCACAGAGAAGAGGGUUAAGUUGGGACGGGUGGACUCCGUACCCCUCGAGGAUAUGCCUGAGCAUAUUAAGCAGUUUAACAGACGAUUGAGGGAGUAUAGGAAAGACCGAACAAUUGCAGACGAUGCCUCACCGGAGGAUGAUAAGAAGGUGAAGUCUGUCAAUUGGAUUCAGGGGACGCAAGACGGGUGUUGGAAAGUGCUUCAGCGUGCCUUUUUUGAGCACGAGGACGGGAGGAGCAUUUUGAUUCCCCUUGUUGAGGGCGACAAGGUCCUCAAGGUGUCGACCAUGAUUGUCGAGGGCUCGGCGGAACGUACUGCUGUGAGCGCCAUUAAGAGCUUCGCCGUAGUCGGAGAUGACUACAAUAACGGCUUCACUGGAAGGCGUUCGGAAUUCACCCUUGUCCCCUUUUAG
This is a messenger RNA of Colletotrichum abscissum, 1305 nucleotides long. RefSeq names its product formyl transferase. Lineage: Eukaryota; Fungi; Ascomycota; Sordariomycetes; Glomerellales; Glomerellaceae. Gene Ontology annotation, biological process: biosynthetic process; conversion of methionyl-tRNA to N-formyl-methionyl-tRNA. The transcript is spliced from 4 exons. Bases 1 to 1305 code for a protein of 434 amino acids. Gene Ontology annotation, cellular component: mitochondrion. The record is from RefSeq and is a predicted model, not a curated record. Gene Ontology annotation, molecular function: methionyl-tRNA formyltransferase activity.